Messenger RNA from Prunus dulcis (almond), 1219 nucleotides. Its product is annotated as protein PHOSPHATE-INDUCED 1-like. The transcript has a single exon. The record is from RefSeq and is a predicted model, not a curated record. Lineage: Eukaryota; Viridiplantae; Streptophyta; Magnoliopsida; Rosales; Rosaceae. Bases 77 to 1036 code for a protein of 319 amino acids.
UUCUCCAAUUUAAUCCAAACCCACAAAAACUUUGAGCUUCGUUUCAAAUUGGUCGCUUUAAUUUUUACACGAAACCAUGUCUGCUUUUCUGAAAUUACUGCUUUUGAUCUCUCUGUUCCAUUUUGGCUCGGCAGCUCGGAGCCUUUCUGAGACUUCUUCUGACCAAACCCAGCAACCCUCUUUGCAAUUUCAGUACCACAAUGGCCCUCUCCUCUCUGGCAAAUUCUCCAUCAACUUGAUCUGGUACGGCAACUUCAAACCCUCCCAGCGUGCAAUCGUCUCUGAUUUCAUCACCUCCCUUGCUUCUCCUCCCCAAUCCAAACCCGCCUCAGGCCAACCAUCUGUUGCCACGUGGUUGAAGUCCAUAGAGAAAUACUACCACCUCUUGAGUUCCAAGAAACAAUAUUCUCUCUCCCUCUCUUUGGGCACCCAAACCUUGGAUGACAAGUACUCUUUGGGAAAAUCCCUCACUGCUCGUCAAAUCCAGCAAUUGGCCUCAAAGGGUGCCCAGAAUUAUGCAAUCAACGUUGUUUUGACCUCAUCCGAUGUUUUGGUUGAUGGGUUUUGCAUGAGCAAAUGUGGAAGCCAUAGCUCUUCCUCUAGCUCCAGCCACAUUAGGGGCAAAACCCAGAAGUUUACUUACAUUUGGGUGGGAAACUCAGAGACCCAAUGCCCUGGCCAAUGUGCCUGGCCAUUCCAUCAGCCCAUUUAUGGGCCCCAGGGCCCUCCACUGGUGGCCCCCAACAACGAUGUGGGGCUAGACGGCAUGGUCAUCAACCUGGCUAGCCUUUUGGCUGGGACUGUGACCAAUCCAUUUGGAAAUGGCUACUACCAAGGUCCCAAAGAGGCUCCAUUGGAGGCUGCUUCUGCUUGCCCUGGGGUUUAUGGGAAAGGCGCUUAUCCCGGCUAUGCUGGAAACCUCUUGGUGGACCCCACAACCGGUGCUAGCUACAAUGCUCAUGGUUCUAAUGGGAAGAAGUUCUUGCUUCCUGCUCUGUUUGACCCUUCAACCUCAACUUGUUCUACUCUGGUUUGAGAUAUGAGAGUGCUGAAAAGUUCUUAGAGGACAUACAAUGGUUUAUGUGACAUUUGGAAAUAUUAGGAGUACACAUUAUGUAGAGAAGUAUAAUUGUUAGGGGGAUGAACUUUGUAACAUACAUAUAUUUGUUAUUCUUUUUGUAUCACAUUUCCAAUAAUGAAAAUCUACUAUUUUGUUUCC